GCGGAGAGGUAGGACGAGCCCCUCCCCCCGGGAGAGGGGCGCCCGGGGACUAGGUCCGGAACCGCUCCCGCGUCUGCUCCCGGGGCUGGCGGAGGCAGGAUUGUCAGGAGCCAUGCUGUCAGAAGUCCUGCUGAUGUCUGCUCCAGGGAAAGUCAUCCUUCACGGAGAGCAUGCCGUGGUCCACGGCAAGGUGGCACUGGCUGCAGCCUUGAACUUGAGAACAUUCCUCCAGCUUCAGCCCCACAGCAAUGGGAAAGUGUGCCUCAACUUACCAGACAUUGGCGUCAAGCGGGCCUGGGAUGUGGCCAGGCUUCAGCUGCAGGACACAAGCUUUCUGGAGCAAGGUGACGCCACAGCGCCCACUGCAGAGCAAGUGGAGAGGCUGAAGGAGGUGGCGGGCUUCCCCGAGGACAGCGCCAACGCCGAGCACCUGGCUGUGCUGGCCUUCCUCUACUUGUACUUGUCCAUUUGCCGGAAGCAGAGGGCCCUGCCCAGCCUGGACAUCAUGGUGUGGUCACAGCUGCCCACCGGGGCUGGCCUGGGUUCCAGCGCCGCCUACUGUGUGUGUAUGGCCGCCGCUCUCCUGACUGCAUGUGAGGAGAUCCCAAACCCGCAGAAGGACGGGGUGUCUGCCGGCAGGUGGACCGUGGAGGAUUUGGAAUUAAUUAACAAGUGGGCCUUCCAGGGGGAGAGAGUGAUUCAUGGAAACCCCUCCGGAGUGGACAACGCUGUCAGCAUCUGGGGAGGAGUGCUCCGGUUCCAACAAGGAAAGAUCACCUCCCUAAAGAGGCCACCGGCUCUGAAGAUCCUGCUGACCAACACCAAAGUCCCUCACAGCACCAAGGCUCUGGUGGCCAGUGUCAGGAGCAGGCUGCUUAAGUUCCCGGACAUCGUGACGCCCCUGCUGGCCUCCAUCAACGCGAUUUCGCUGGAGUGCGAGCGGAUGCUGGGGGAGAUGGCAGCGACCCCGGCCCUGGAGCACUACCUCGUGCUGGAAGAGCUCAUCGACAUGAACCAGCACCAUCUGAAUGCCCUUGGCGUGGGCCAUGCCUUGCUGGACCAGCUCUGCCAGGUGACCAUGGCCCAUGGACUGCACAGCAAGCUCACUGGCGCAGGCGGCGGUGGCUGUGGCAUCACGCUCCUCAGGCCAGAUCUGGAGCAGCCGGAGGUAGAGGCCACGAAGCAGGCUCUGACUGACUGCGGGUUUGACUGCUGGGAAACCAGCAUCGGGGCCCCCGGCAUCUCCGUCCACUCGGCCGCCUCCCUGGACACCCCCGUGCGCCAAGCCCUGGUUGGUCUCUGAGAUGAGCCCGCGCCGCUGCAGCCCCACCAAGAAGCGCCUUCCUGGGGUAUUCAGUUGGCUUCGGGGCUGGCCAGUGGGCCCCCAGCCCCUGUGCGCCGGCCUUCCCAGCGGCCGCACCCCCCCAGUCCCAGUGGUGCGAUAUGGAACCUGCAGUGGGCUGGGGACCCCCGAAGACCCGGUCUGUGUCCUGCCUUCUCUUGAGUUGCCCGGGCAGUGGGGCCGUGUGGGGUCCUCUGAGACGCGAGGGGCUUCCUUCCCGUCCUCCCUGAAGCUUCCCCCCCACACACCCAUCUGCUUUGGGCCACUGCCACCUUCUCAAACCCUCUGCCCACUUGGCUGGACACUCAGAUGCAGUGUGCCUUCUCCCUCCCUCUGCCGCUGCCCUUCCGCCUGUCUCUCCCCGCCCGGCCCCUCCCACCUCCUCCCUGUACGCCCCGUCUGUUUGAACCCCGCAGCACUUCGCGUGCUGUGCUCUUCUCUCCAGCCAGACUGCGGGCCCCCCAGCGGUUGUAUGGCGGUGGUCUUUGCCUUCUGCCCUCCUGUCCCAGGGUUGGCCAAAGGCAUGGUCGAUGUACCCAGUUUCUUCCAGUCUGUACCCACAGGAUUUGCAGAAAAGAUGGCAGAGGGGAAAUAAGCUCUUGAGUAAACCAGGGCUUCCCUUGGAGUCCAGAAAGGAUGAUGAUAGUCUGGUACAGUCUCCAGCCGGCCCCAUGCCUGGGUGGGGAAAAAAGAUUCAAGUGCUUGUAGCCCAAUGCCUGGCACCUACCUGGCCCUAUUUGAACUUUAUAUUACCAGUCAAAGCUCCUUCUGAAAUGGCAGAAUCCAUCAAAAAGCCCCUGUAGCUAGCGCACGGCCACGGGGAGCUCCCGCAGCCCGGGACCUGCCGAGGGGCACACGGGAAGGUGGGGGCUGGGCGGGGAGUUCAGGAUGCGGUUAAAACGGCCCUGCGCUUCUGCCCUUGGCCACUAGGGGGCAGCGGGUGCCUUUCCCAGGGUCUUCAGAGGGCGGGUGAGUGGGAGCUGGCCUGAAGAGCAGAAUCUGAGCUCUGCACCCCCCACCCCCGCCCGCCAUGCCAGGCCUCCCGGGCUGUGCCUGGGCUCCCUGCCAGAGACAUGAGGGCAAUACGGAGGAUGCCUGCCCCAGCAUCACUGAUGGCGGUUGCCUGCUUCUCUUCAAAACACAAAUAAUGCAUAAAACGAUAAUGUGAAUACUGA
Messenger RNA from Callorhinus ursinus (northern fur seal), 2517 nucleotides. It is a transcript of the gene MVK, whose product is annotated as mevalonate kinase. NCBI's taxonomy places the organism in Eukaryota, Metazoa, Chordata, Mammalia, Carnivora, Otariidae. Gene Ontology annotation, biological process: isopentenyl diphosphate biosynthetic process, mevalonate pathway; isoprenoid biosynthetic process; cholesterol biosynthetic process. Gene Ontology annotation, molecular function: ATP binding; mevalonate kinase activity. Gene Ontology annotation, cellular component: cytoplasm; cytosol. The record is from RefSeq and is a predicted model, not a curated record.